CUGCCCUGAGAAGACCGCCUGUGUUGUGUCCCUUCGUAGUAUGCUGCAGGAUCGCCGACAUACUCCUCCCGCUCUUUAGGAGAAACUGAUUCACCAUGACGGUGCAAGCAACUGCAGUCGACACUGGCGUGCCGCCUGCAGGCCCUGCCAUCCAAUUGGACUACUUGGAGGGCGGGCUAAUGGACCAUGAACACUUCUGGCGCGAUCGCCAGUCUUGGCUUCAAGAGCAGGGAUACAUGCUGCGUCCACGAUACAGGCCGGACUGGAAACCUUCAUGGCUUGGUACAAAGAAACACUACAGAGAGUGCGAAGACGGUCAUAGCACGUUGGUGGAUACUAUCUUAGACGCCACUCGACAGUCUGAUGGUUCGCUGGUGACACUCAAGGCGGUCGAUACUGCCGUUCACCCAUUCGAAGUAGAAAUCGGACAGUUUCUCUCGUCUGAGCAACUCGCGCAAGACCCGCGGAAUCACUGCGCGCGAAUCCUCGAUGUCCUGCAGGAUCCGAUCGACCCCAAGAUAUCUUUAGUCGUUAUGCCUCUCCUCAAACCUUUCAGGGAGCCUAACUUCUUGACGAUAGGAGAAGUGGUUGCAUUCGUCAAACAGGCUAUCGUAGGAUUACACUUCAUGCAUGAUCAGCAUGUCGCGCAUAGGGACAUUUCGAUUUUGAACGUCAUGAUGGACGCAAUACCGAUGUAUUCCGUUUUAUGGCAUCCUGAGGCACCGGUAUACAACCGUGACUUCUCUGGGAGCUCAAAGCAUUGCAGCCGCACGGAACGACCGCCAAAGUACUUCUACAUCGACUUCGGUUUGUCCCGCAAGUACGACCCUGCAAAUGUACAACCGCAGGAGUUGCCAAUCAUUGGCGGCGACAAGAGCGUGCCAGAGUUCCAAGGUGAAGGUUACAACGUGGCUUCCGAUCCCUUCCGUACCGACAUCUACUACCUUGGCAAUCUCAUACGACGCACCUUUCUGAAUCGCUACCGUGGCUUCGAGUUCAUGGAACAGCUCGUGACGGACAUGGUGCAAGACGAUCCAGAGAAACGCCCGACUAUCGCGGAGGUGGAGUCUCGGUUCGACGAGAUAUACCGCAAGCUUUCAUGGUGGAAGCUGCGAACGAGGCUGGUGGGCAAGUCUGAAAAUGGCUUCGUGCGCGCAGUGCUUGGUACAGUGCACGUCUUCCGGACAGCGAAAUUCGUCGCGAAGCUGCGGCCUCCCGUACCGAUACCCUCGUUAUGAUCCAUAUGCAGCCGGAUUGAUUGGUCUCACGUACGCUAUCGUUGCUCGCUUGCUGUCCAUCUAGUUUACUGUUGGAAGUUAUGACAUUCUACAAGUCGCUGGCCUGACAGAUAUUGCUCCAUUGUGACUGCGUCCAUGUGCCAGACACUACCUACAUGAGCUCGCAUUUUUUGACUGGGCCGCGGCACCAAUUAGCCGGGAUGUGGCCAGCAAAUACAAUUCCUUCACGC
Messenger RNA from Fomitopsis serialis, 1468 nucleotides. RefSeq lists its product as uncharacterized. Gene Ontology annotation, biological process: protein phosphorylation. Lineage: Eukaryota; Fungi; Basidiomycota; Agaricomycetes; Polyporales; Fomitopsidaceae. Gene Ontology annotation, molecular function: protein kinase activity; ATP binding. The coding region runs from base 96 to 1238 and encodes 380 amino acids. The record is from RefSeq and is a predicted model, not a curated record. The transcript is spliced from 5 exons.